UGCCGAUGAUGCCCGCAACUAUCAAUGAUGUCUCGUCACAAUUUACGUAAUUUUUGAACGAUCCUCGAGAGGUUUUAUUUUUUUUUUGUUUUCGAUGACACAACAAUCUCUACACAAUCAUGUCCGUCUGUCGUCACUCAAACAUUGCCCGGAAGCAAAUUCAAAAAUUUUAAAUCUUUGUUUUGCGUAAAAGUUUAACAUUCCUUUCUUUAAAAAGACAGAAUACCUCGAUGUUAUCUAUACAAUUUGCGUAGUUAUUACGGCUCAAUAAAUAAAACUGUUAUUACAUUCGGUUUGUCUAUUCGUACGAAUAGAAAGUUUAGAGAACCGUAAGUUCACUCAGGCUCGCUUCCGGUAACUCAGAAUUGAAGCGCUGAACACUUCCCUUUGCUGCAAUCCAACACGCUGGCGGCGACAGCGGAUGUCCUCGACCACUUUUCUAGUCUGAACAGUCGGAACUUCGUCGGAAGUUACCCAAACUGGCCGUUUUUCAACUAGCGACACGUGGACACGUUAUUGCUUCGAUUUUGAAAUCAAGAAAGUAGUAAUUCAGGAGAAAAGCUGGUAAGAUUUCUUCGAAGAUGUCCAAUUUCGCCCAACAUCGGAUGCCGGUUUACAAUUCAGGGCCCGCGCAGCCAUUGGCCGGAUUCCGUUGCGAAAUAUGCCAAAGUCUGUUUGCCAAGCAGUACUCGUUGAAGUACCAUGAGCAGAAAAUACACGGAAUCGUUCGACCGGAAGAUGCGAAACCGGCGCCUGCUACGAUGGCAGUGCCGCCCAGUGUCACAACGGUAGUCAUUCCGGCCAUAGAAACCAAAGCCAUGGCCAUCGCAAAGGCCCGGGGUGAGAUUCCUUUCGCCGUUCUGCACAUGCUGAACGAGGUUCCGUUGAUUGUCCGCGUGGUGGAGCAAGGAAUGUACAGCGUAUUGAAAGCGGCCGAAAGUUGCGACUUCCGGGAGUCUCAGCGUGGCGGGCCAGGAUUGGAGGAAAACCAAAGUGUAUCGAUUGCUGUGGUGGCCACGGUCUACCAAAAGGUCGACAAGCAGGGCAGGCAGUGCUACGAAAUAACUGGACCGGUUUCAUGCUACCAAACAGGCAGCGUUCCACAACUGGAGGAGCAAUACGAUGAGGUCCUGCAGGAUUCGCUCCAAAGCUCGAACAUGUUUAAGACGUUGACGCAACUGAAUGCGACGGAUAUUUCCUGCACGACGGCCGGGGUGCGACAGAAGAAAUGUGGAUUGCCAGCGAUGCGGCCACACGAGGUGGAAGGCCCUGUUCCUUCUUCUUCAGGCAGGAACACGCUCAAGCGGAAACUUCCGCCGAAGGCAAUGAACGUGCCACCUCCUUCCAUCAAACGAUCGCCGCUGCAGCAACCCAAGGUAAUCACGGUGACCCACAAUUCAGGGACAGCACUAUGUACCACCCCGCCUCGCUUUGGCAGACGGCUGAUGGGCGAAAGAAGCUUUCAGGACAUCGUAAGUGGAUCGUUGCUCUCGCCCAAACGAACAUCCACCAUCAAACAUAAUCUCUCGGAUGAAGUGGUUUCCGUUGAGCCGGAAGAUCCGUUCCGGGACAUCAAUGUUAUGGAUCUGGUUCGCGCUGGACAAGAGCUACUAGCAACCGACAUGGACGUAGACAUUGAUGGCCCCGAAGAUGGAAUCUACAUUCCGGUACUAUGAAUGUCAAGUAUAUAUUACG
This is a messenger RNA of Aedes aegypti (yellow fever mosquito), 1695 nucleotides long. RefSeq lists its product as uncharacterized. The record is from RefSeq and is a predicted model, not a curated record. The transcript is spliced from 4 exons. Bases 582 to 1676 code for a protein of 364 amino acids. Lineage: Eukaryota; Metazoa; Arthropoda; Insecta; Diptera; Culicidae.